UUGCUACUAACGUGUAUGUUAUGUCAAAAAGACUACCAUUUUGUUCGCCUAAUUAUUAAUCUGGCACAGUGUGCACGGAAAUGGGCAACAAGGUGGUCACGUUUACAGAAGCGCAGCUGGAAGAUUAUCAGGGUGUACAAACGAUACAGAGCUAUUUGCCCGGAAGUAGUGCCAAAAAAAAUGACAGGCGACGAACCGGUGAACAUUCAAGUACCGCAGGAAUGUAUCGAACAACUACCGGAACUCAAAGAAAACCCGUUCAAAGCGCGUAUAUGUCAAGUUUUCUCUAAAGAAGGUAACGGUUCAUUGAGCUUUGAAGAUUUCUUGGACUUGUUAUCUGUGUUCAGUGAACAGGCACCCAGGGAUAUCAAAGUGUUCUACGCUUUCAAAAUUUAUGAUUUCGAUGACGACAAUCACAUCGGCCCGUCAGAUUUGGAACAAGUAUUAAAACUUUUGACGAGGGGUCAACUUACCACGGAAGAAAUGGCACAGGUAUGCGAGAAGGUAAUCGAAGAAGGAGAUGUGGACGGCGAUGGAAAACUGUCUUAUAUGGAAUUUGAACACGUCAUUUUGAGGGCACCAGAUUUUCUGGGAACUUUUCACAUUAGAGUUUAAAUUUACUAUAGAAUGUACACAGAUACACAUAAUGUACAAUAAAAAGUUUCAAAUAAUUUUACUAACAAUAAUUUCAAAAUUGUUUGUUUAUUAGUCUAAAAAAAGUAUGUACACUAUUUUAAUAAAUAUUAUGAUUACACUAGUCAAAAGAAAUUUUAU
Molecule: messenger RNA, 774 nt
Organism: Daktulosphaira vitifoliae (grape phylloxera)
Lineage: Eukaryota; Metazoa; Arthropoda; Insecta; Hemiptera; Phylloxeridae
Gene: Cib2
Product: calcium and integrin-binding family member 3
Exons: 4
Coding region: 16-615 (199 amino acids)
Molecular function (GO): calcium ion binding
Source: RefSeq, a predicted model, not a curated record